Branchiostoma floridae (Florida lancelet) is the source of this 4236-nucleotide messenger RNA. RefSeq names its product tyrosine-protein kinase Mer-like. The coding region runs from base 144 to 2672 and encodes 842 amino acids. The transcript is spliced from 20 exons. Gene Ontology annotation, biological process: phagocytosis; multicellular organism development; cell migration. Gene Ontology annotation, cellular component: signaling receptor complex. Gene Ontology annotation, molecular function: protein binding; ATP binding; transmembrane receptor protein tyrosine kinase activity. The record is from RefSeq and is a predicted model, not a curated record. Lineage: Eukaryota; Metazoa; Chordata; Leptocardii; Amphioxiformes; Branchiostomatidae.
AACACCUUGCUGAGAUCAAGUCCGUAUGCGUCGAACUUCAUGAAGGUUUUCCUGAGAUUUAUCUUGUGAAACAAAAGUUGUUUUGAAACAGACGUUAUGAUCGUCGUUUUUGUGGGACAGUGCCACGAAGACACCCAGGGCACAUGGCAAUGGCCGUGUUUCUACAUUCUGUCUUGAUCACCACAGCAGUGCUACUAUCAGUAUCACAAUGUGCAGCUCUACAAUUCACAACACAUCCGCAAAGAAGAGAGGUCACAGCAGGUAACCCGGCCACCUUCGUCUGUGGAGUACAGGACAGUUCUGUCAACCCACAGGUAGCCUGGCUGAAAGAUGGCGAGGUUCUACCACCUGGAAACCACUAUGAUGUCGAUACUGCCAACUACACUACAGCAUUGACUCUCAGCAGUCUCGAUUUCUCUCAGACAACCAUUGCCGACAGAGGAUUCUACAGAUGUAAAGCAUGGCACAGGGAUGUGGUCAUCUACUCAGAGACAGCUCAACUGGUUGUUUUUGGUCUUCCAACUAUUAUCAAUAAUCCGAGGUCCCUGAAUGUGACCCCAAAUACUCCGUUCAGCCUGCAGUGUGAGGGGGUGGGGCCCCCUGAGCCAGUCACCAUCACCUGGUACAAGGAUGGGCAGGUUGUUGCCACUGCUCUGCCCUCUCCAUCUACUUAUUCUUUUACUGGUGUGACAACCAGGACUAGGAUCAGAUGUGUUGCUGAAAACAGAAAUGGAAGAACUCCUUCUCAGUUCUCAACUGUCAACAUUAUAGUGGCUCCAUCUGUGCCAACCAGCUUAGCUGUAUCUGAUGCCACCUCCACCAGUCUGAGGGUGUCCUGGUACCUCAGCCAUGAUGGUUACUCACCUGUCACUCAGGCCAUUGUAGAGUUUGCAGAAACCAGUAACAAGGGCCCGGAUGGUUCUUUGCAAUGGAACAGGACAAAAGUAGAAACCAGCUCUCCUAACAGUGUUGUCAUAUACAACCUGAAGCCGUACACAUCUUACACCAUCCAUGUUGCUCUGAAGAAUGACAUUGGGCAGUCAGGCUGGAGUGACUAUGUUGUUGGCAGAACAGCAGAAGGUGUCCCCAGUGCUGCUCCAGGCUCUGUCCAUAUCCAGCCAUCGGGUUCUGGAGCUGACAUGGAGGUGUCCUGGAGUCACGUGGCCACGGCAGACGUGAAUGGAAUCUUACAGGGGUACAGGGUGGGGUUCACUGAUGCAGCCGGGGGUGGAGAGAGGGUGGAGGAUGUAAGGUCAUCAAACUCUGUCAUCCUGAGGGGGUUGGACCCGACCGCUAACUACAGUGUGCAGGUGUGGGCACUUACCCUGGUGGGGGAUGGGGUCAGGAGUAAUCCCAUCAUGCUAUAUGGCACAGGAUCUGGUGGCUCUUUUAUAGUUGGAUAUCCAGCAGAAGACACAUCCCCCUCUAGCGACAUGGCCAGUGGGAACCAGUGGAGUGUGAAGAAGAUGGACCUGAUCAUUGGAGGCUCCAUAGCAGGGUUGAUUCUCACCAUGGUUGUGUUGACAUAUGCCUGCUGUAAGUGUCACCGGAAAAGGAGAGCCAAGGCCAGCAGCAAAAGAGAUCCAGAGACAGCCAGUACUGUUCCCAUGAUGCAGCAUAGUACACCUGUCAAGUCCAAGGCAGCCAAGAGUUUCUCAAAGAAGCUCGCUGCUGAAGUGUCAUCCUUCCGCCUGUCCCCUGCCCUGACAGAGAGUGUUGUAAGUGUGCUGCUCAACAGGGAAAGGUUAGAAGUCGGGAAAGUUGUAGGAGAAGGUGAGUUUGGGUGUGUGACAGAAGCCAAACUGAGACUGGAAGGGAACAGGUACAUGACUGUGGCUGUCAAAACAAUGAAGAGUAGGAGCAGUAAGCAGGAGGUGGAGGCCUUCGUCACCGAGGCGCUGAGGAUGAAGGAUUUCCAUCAUCCCAACAUCAUGAGCCUUAUUGGCUUGAUUAUGGAACCCCCUGAGACUAGAUUUCUGCCAGUGAAAGCCAUGGUGGUGCUGCCCUUCAUGAAGCAUGGUGACCUUCACACCUUCUUGCUGCGCUCCAGACUGGCGGACAAACCAAAGUUUGUGCCAAUCCAGACCUUGCUGAAGUUUUCAGUGGACAUAGCCAAAGGCAUGGAGUACUUGGGACAGAUGGAGUUCUUACACAGAGACCUGGCUGCAAGAAACUGCAUGUUGGAUGAGCAGCUUGUAGUGAAGGUUGCAGACUUUGGCCUGUCCAGAAAAAUCUACUGUGAGAACUACUACAGACAGGGCAGCAUGGUCAAGGUGCCGGUCAAGUGGCUGGCCUUGGAGAGUCUGGCGGACAGGGUGUACACUACACAGAGUGAUGUGUGGUCGUUUGGUGUGACCCUGUGGGAGAUCAUCACCAGAGGAGCCACGCCCUACCCAGGAGUGGCCAACCACGAGGUGUACGACCUCCUACUGAAGGGCAUGAGACUGCAGAAACCCAGGGACUGCUCCGACCAGCUCUAUCAGAUCAUGUACAGUUGCUGGCGAGUAAGUCCGAAGCACCGCCCGAGUUUCAAUUUCCUGGUGAGGAAGUUGCACACCAUGUUGAGUGCCAUGCCCCCACCCCCAUCCAUAGACAACUCCUUCUAUGAGAACACCAGUAAUGUCAUCAAACUCACCGACUCAGAAGCCUGUUUCCAGGACACAGAGUGCUAGCAGAGGGCCAGGAUAACAGGAGAGAUGGAUGUACACACAGCUUUACAUCACCCCACACAUUAUUUUGGAGCCUGUGUUGUCAAUUUUUGUUGAAUAUGAAAAUUAUCAUUUGAAACGUGCACAAAGUUACAUUUUUGUCUGUCCCCAAAAGCAAAUUUUUGUUCCAAGAUAGGUCCUGCAGCUGUCCUAUCAUCCCUCGGACAUUCCUGUAUGUUGCAUGUUGUAUUAGAAGGCUUACUCAAAAUGACAGGACUGACUGACUGACUUACUUACAGGACUGACAAUAAGCCAUUUCACAGCUUGAACUGCCCAAUAGCCAUUUGAUGUGUAUUAUGUUUCAGUUCAAACUCCCACACCCAUCUACACAAUGUAUUAAGUAUGGUCUAGACAAGAACUGAGUACAAGAUUAUUACAGACCUUCACCCUUGACCUCACCUAUAGGCAGUUCCAAUGCUGAAGGGCGGUUAUACCGAUUUUGUAGAUACAGAAACAAACCAAACCUUGAAUCAGCUUAUAUAUCCAGGUUUGACAAUGAAUGUGUGCUAAGGAGCUGGGAAGUGAUCAUUGAUAGGAAUAUGCGUUAACGAGAAAAGAUACAGGGUGCGUGCUGAAGGCAAGAAAUGCCUUGCAAUCUGAGACAAGUUACAUUGUAUGUAUGAGAGAUUCUAUGUAUGGCAAAGGGUUUUGAAUUUUAGCAUAAUUAAACAGUAACUGCCACAAACAUCCCCAGAAACUAACAAAUACUGCCAGAUAUAAGCUUGAAGACACCUGUUGCAAUAGUUGUUUUACUCAUCCCAGUAUUUUGGAAAAGCAGAUCAAAAUGUUGUUCCAAAUGGAGUGCAGUAAUUUUCAUUACAAAUGAGCCAGAAUUCUCUGUUGAGGGCAGUUGGACCUAUACAGUGCUUUUAAUAAUGGCUGCAAUUUUGUCUUGUGUUAUGAAUGACUGGAUAAUGAUCUAAAUUUAACUUGUAGAUAAUACCAUACAGUUAUAGUCUAGGCCAGUCAGUCAUAAGUUGCAUUGUACUGAAAAUGAAAUGUGUAAAGUAAUGUACAAAAAUAUGUAAGUAGAGAAAUGAAAUAUAAACUUUUUUGUAAUGAGGCAUUGCUUUGCAAAUGCUGCUAUAUGAGAUAGAAUAUUUCUUCUUUAGAUGCAAAGGUAUUUGACACUGUAUACUUUCAUAUAUUUAAUAUAAUCACAACACAUGACUUUUAUACCUGUAAAACUUAAAUGUUUUAUUGUCAUCACUUCAUUUGUAUAUUUGUACAUUUGCAUAUAGAAUUUGCAGCAUUCUUGUGAGCCCUGUCAUAAAUGUUUCUUGUACUUGAAGAAGCUGCUGUGCUUUCCUUAGCUUGUUGACUGGUACAUAUAGUUCCAUGAUAGUCCUUGUAUAUUGUCUUGUUGGAAGCGUUAAUGACUGUGUACUUUUGCAACAUUCUUGCUGCUUCAGUUAUUCAUUACUACAUUUUAUAAUUGGUUUUUGUUUACUAGCUUACCUUGUAAUGGAGUAUCCUUUUAUCAAUCAGUGCUCCUUUUCUUAUGAAUAAAGCUGCCUCAAUGCCUUAA